CUGCAUUUCAUGGCAUGUUUAUUCAGUGCAAGAAAUACAUAUCUUCUCAUUGGUGGAAGGCAGACGGAACGAAGACGGAAACAUCACUGAAGAUAUAACAAACUAAAAAGAGCAACACAGAAGCUCCCUUUUUGUCUGAAAUUUACAGCAAUGGGCACCAAUCUGUCUGCUCUAAAAGAGCAUGGCUACACAUUAGUGAGUGAAGAAAAGAAUAAGAUCCUGGUAAAAAAUGAAGGUGGCGACCAGUUUGUCAUUAAAAAGUUGAGUGCUAACCAGGAUGAAUUACUAUUUCUCCUCCACCUCAGUCAUCCACACAUCAUCCGUCAUGAGGAAUUCGUCAAAGAUUCUGACUGUUUGUAUCUUGUAAUGGAGCACUGCGAAGGUGGAGAUCUUGCUCAGAAAAUCAGCAACAAAAAGGAGGGAACCGUUAAAUUUUCUGAGAAUGAGAUUCUGGAAUGGAUUGUGAAUACCUGCAUGGCUUUGAAACACCUGCAUGAUCAACAGCUUCUGCAUAAAAACCUGCAGCCUGAGAGCAUAUUAUUCACCACAUUCGGAACCAUCCGUCUUGGCGAGUUUGAAGUGAUUCGUCAACGGUCCACAGAAGAGCAAACAGCAGAAAAUAAACCCUCAUAUGUUCCACCAGAGAUUCUGAAGGGCGAACCUUAUGAAGAGAAAACUGAAAUAUGGAGGUUGGGAUGUGUCCUCUACGAGCUGUGCAUGCUAAAGAGUCCGUUUCCUGGAAUACUUUCAGUUGAGAAUGUCCAAAAGAUACUCACAUCCUCCUAUGAAGCUCUUCCUCUGACCUUCUCCGAGGAACUUCGUCAGCUGGUAAACGACACACUUCAGGCCAAUCCAGCGAGCCGUCCGUCUGUCAACGAGAUCUUGACCAGACCUUUUAUCAUUGAUCAUCUUUGUGAAAAGAACAAGCUAACUAUUAAGAACCUUUAUAGGACACUAGAGGAACUGAGAACCCUGGCUGAUGGUUUGGAAAGAGUCCAUUUCAACACAACUGUAGGUAGUCUCACAGGAGGUGUAGUGGGAUUGGCUGGAGGAAUCACAUCUGUGGUGGGACUUAUUCUCUCACCGUUCACUUUCGGAGCAUCUCUGAUAGUAACAGGAGUGGGAAUCGGCACGGCGGUAGCUGGAGGAAUAACAGCUGGUGCCAGCAACAUAACAAACAUGGUUAACCAACGCACAAACCGGCAAAAGAUCAAAAUGCUCAUAAAAGAGUUCCAAGAAAAAAUUACCUCCACAGUUUGCUCCAUUCAAAACAUCCAAAUAGCCGUGGAAACUUUAGAUAGACAGUUUUCCACAGACGAUGGUGCGUUUUCUAACGCACAAUCUGGGGCAAAGGCUGGAGCUCGACUUGGACGAGGACUGGGAGGAAUUCCGGAGAUGCUCCGUCUAAUUGAAGUUGUAAAUUUUGGAAAGAUUGCAGCUCAGGCUGCAAGAGCCAUUCGUGUGGCUGAAGCAGCUACAGGAAUUUUGUCUGCACUUUUUGUAGCUGUUGAUAUUUUCUUUGUGUUUCUGGACUCGAGAGAAAUCCACAACAUCCGCCAAGAUUAUGCUUUAAGAGCGAGUCGACGAGAAUCAGGAUCCACCAGCAACCAAAGCAGCGAGUUGUCUGACCAGACAUCAAUUAACAGUGACACAACAGAUCUACUGCCUUCAGAUACUCAACAAGCAGAACAGCUGAAGUCCGAGACCAUGAAAUUCGUGACGAAAAUAAAGGAGACGACAGAGGAGCUUCAGGAGAUUCUAGAUACACUGCAAGACGCAAUUCACCCAGUGUCUGAGAUGCCUGAUAACUAGAAAUUGCUCAGUAAGCUCAGUGUGUUCUUAAUUCAUAUAUUUAUUAGUCUUAGUAAAGGUUAGGCAUCAGUUUAUUCUGGGUUUCCAUGAUAAAAUAUCAAAUCAGUAUUGCUAAUCUCAAUAAUGAUCAAAGAAAAUGUUGAGAAGCAAUAAAGGAAGCAUUGUAGCUUGCUGUACUCUCAAUUAAUCACAUUAAGAAUUGGACUUCUUGCCUUUAUUUCCUUAUAUAUUUUGGAAAUAGAAAGCAUAAGCAUCUUUUCCUGUUUUUCUGUAUGCGAGUGGCUGCUUAAUGUAAUUUUCUUUCCCUUGUACUUAAAUAAAUGUAUCGCUACAAAGCAAA
This is a messenger RNA of Misgurnus anguillicaudatus (oriental weatherfish), 2152 nucleotides long. RefSeq lists its product as uncharacterized. Gene Ontology annotation, molecular function: ATP binding; protein kinase activity; lipid binding. NCBI's taxonomy places the organism in Eukaryota, Metazoa, Chordata, Actinopteri, Cypriniformes, Cobitidae. Gene Ontology annotation, cellular component: extracellular region. The record is from RefSeq and is a predicted model, not a curated record. Gene Ontology annotation, biological process: lipoprotein metabolic process; protein phosphorylation; lipid transport.